CGGAUCUCAUGCGUCGCUGGAUUUAUUGCGGACUUUUUGGUUGUGCCAAGACGAUUGCCAGAUCAGUCUAAUUGCGCCCGAUCAUUCGGGGCCCAGGCGCGGUCCGAUUGACGUGCCGACGUCCGCGCCAUCUGUAUCCGUAUUACCACCUCUCUUCCCCUGCCCACGUCCGCUCCGCUCUCUGCUUCACUCCUCAAUCGCCAACACCCGUCAAUCGCUACAAUGAAGACCUCUGCUGUUGCUUGCCUCGUCGCCGCCGGCCUCGCCGCCGGGCAGGGACUUCAGGACGUCCCCAAAUGCGCCGCCCCCUGUAUCGAGCAGGCCACCACCGGCAACCAGAUUGGCGGCUGCGGCCAGUUCGACAUUGAGUGCAUCUGCAGCAACGACGACUUCCUCCAGAACAUUGCCUGCUGCCUCGAGGACAAGUGCGACGCCAGCGGCAAGGCGGCGGCCGUCAAGUUCGCGCAGCAGAUUUGCUCGACCGUCAGCGUCGACGUGCCCAACCAGGUGGAGUGCAAGGCCAGCAGCAGCGGCGGCAGCGGCAGCACCACCACCGAGAGCAAGACGGGGACGGCCACGGAGACGGCUACCGAGACGACUACCGACACGGCCACCGACUCGCCUUCCGCCACCCCCAGCUCGGAGCAAUCAAAGACGAGCAGUGCAGCCAACUCGCAGGAGACUGGCGGCGACGGCAAUGCGGCGACUGGUCUGAGCAACGUGGGCGGUCUGAUUGGUGCCGUGGUUGCCAUGGGCUUUGCCCUGUAAUGGUCGAGCACUGGCGAAGGUUGAGGGCUGUGGCGGAAGACUACGUAUAUGUACUACGAAGCACAGCGAUUAUGCACUUGUAUUUUCAUGUCUUUCCGUGUAGAUCUAGUGGCCUAAUGUAUGUAGGGGGCGUGCGUGGGAGACCUUGCGUGCCAGAGCUGGGCUUGAGUGCACGAGCACUUUUCAAGCCCUGUUUGUGGAGGACGGACAGACAAAUACGUACAUGUACUCACGAUCCUCCGCAACUCUAAUAUCAAGUUCACGAACCAAGAUGUUUUCCCUGUCAGCUGUGGAGUACCUAACUGAAUCCAAGCCAAAUAUGCGGCGCUGCUGUUAAGAACAAGACCCUGACUCCACCACUG
This is a messenger RNA of Emericellopsis atlantica, 1130 nucleotides long. RefSeq lists its product as uncharacterized. The record is from RefSeq and is a predicted model, not a curated record. The transcript has 2 exons. Lineage: Eukaryota; Fungi; Ascomycota; Sordariomycetes; Hypocreales; Bionectriaceae. Bases 223 to 768 code for a protein of 181 amino acids.